Molecule: messenger RNA, 1872 nt
Organism: Chenopodium quinoa (quinoa)
Lineage: Eukaryota; Viridiplantae; Streptophyta; Magnoliopsida; Caryophyllales; Amaranthaceae
Product: probable prolyl 4-hydroxylase 7
Exons: 7
Coding region: 387-1406 (339 amino acids)
Biological process (GO): peptidyl-proline hydroxylation to 4-hydroxy-L-proline
Cellular component (GO): endoplasmic reticulum
Molecular function (GO): L-ascorbic acid binding; iron ion binding; procollagen-proline 4-dioxygenase activity
Source: RefSeq, a predicted model, not a curated record
UAGGGCCUACUGUAAUGAAUGUAAAAUGUAAUGAUAAUUUAUUUUUUUAUUUUUUGGAGAACAUGUUAUGAUAACUUGAUAAGUUAACGAAGGAGUCAAAGUGUAACAUUAAUGUGCCCGAAAUAACGAAACUUCCAGACAAGACCAACUUUUAAAAUUUCUAACCUUGGAAUCCCAAUUCUGUGGGUGGUGCUCUUCGUUUCAAUUCAACUAUUCAACCCAACAAAAACACUCCACAUUUCCACAUUCUACAUUACAACAUUUACGUCGUCAAUACUCACUCCAAUUCCCCAUAAUUUUCUCUUCAUCUUCAACAAUCAACACUAAUCAAAAUCACUCCACAUUUGCUCAAAUUCCUUUGAUUUCUGGGUGCAAUUUGAUUUAUUAUGGAAAUUCGAAAUUUCCUUACAAUUUUUCUAUCUUUUUUCUUGAUUUUCCCUCACCUAUCUCAUGCCGGAUGGUUCAGCAACAACAAGCGUCGAGAAUCUGUGCUUAAAUUGAAGAGUGAGACUGUUUAUAAUUCUUUAUAUGGAUUUGAUCCUACUCGCGUCACUCAGCUUUCAUGGCAUCCCAGGGCAUUUUUGUACAAGGGUUUUUUAACUCAUGAAGAAUGUGAUCAUCUUAUCCAAUUGGCAAAGGAUAAAUUGGAGAAAUCAAUGGUGGCUGAUAAUGAGUCUGGGAAGAGUAUACCAAGUGAAGUGAGAACUAGUUCUGGCAUGUUUCUUCAAAAGGGUCAGGAUGAGGUAGUUACUAGAAUCGAGGCAAGAAUUGCUGCGUGGACUUUCCUUCCUCCAGAAAAUGGGGAGGCCAUGCAAGUCCUUCGCUAUGAGCUUGGUCAAAAGUAUGAGCCCCAUUUUGAUUACUUUCAUGAUAAGGUUAAUCAGCAGCUAGGUGGCCACCGGAUUGCUACUGUGCUGAUGUACUUGUCUUAUGUUGAAAAGGGUGGAGAAACUGUCUUUCCCAAUGCAGAGGUUUUUUUUUAUUUUUUUUUCCUUGACUUUCAUGCUUUCUUCAGAAGUUUGUCUAAUUCAAUGUUUGUCCAGGGAAAACUGAACCAACCGAAAAAUGACAGCUGGUCUGAUUGUGCUAAAGGUGGCUAUGCAGUGAAACCCAGUAAGGGUGAUGCAUUGAUGUUUUUCAGUCUUCAUCCCGAUGCAACUACUGAUCCAAUGAGCUUGCAUGGUAGCUGCCCUGUCAUUGAGGGUGAGAAGUGGUCCGCAACUAAGUGGAUUCAUGUUCGGUCCUUUGACAGAUCUCUGGAAGAUAAUUCUUCUGGAGAAUGUACCGAUAAAAAUGUGCACUGCACUCAGUGGGCACAAGCAGGGGAGUGUGAAAAGAACCCUGUGUACAUGGUAGGCAACGAAAAAACAAAGGGACAUUGCAGAAAGAGUUGCAAUGUUUGCUGAGCAUAUACAUCAGUCAUUUCAUUCGUGGAUGAGUUGUCGUCUUCUUUUCAUUUUUUAGGGAUGAGUUUUGGUUUACUGUGGAUCACCGGUCAAAUCUGAUGCUGAGAUAGUUGUAGAUAAGUGUUGCUUCUACUAGAAGCAGAGAGCCACAACCUUGGAUUGAGUUUCCUUUUUGUAUUUAACUUUCUUUACUGUAAACUUUUAGUGAUUCAGUACGAAAUUAUCUGAUGGAGAUAGAGUAUUCUAUAUUUUUGUCUUUAGUAUUCUAAAGCAGCGGCUGGGAAUGCAGGUUUUCUUCCUACAUUAAGCACAGUUCCUUCCAAAACAUAGAUACUUGUCUUUUUGUUUAGGACAUUGAAUACUUGGUGUUUAUAAAAUAAUGACUACCUAACAAAGUAUAAAGCAGUUCGAGUUGUAGAUGAAUAAUGCCAAGUUUAUAUGCUUCUAAUGUUUAUUUUUAGUUGCA